Rhagoletis zephyria (snowberry fruit fly) is the source of this 782-nucleotide messenger RNA. Its product is annotated as whirlin-like. Gene Ontology annotation, molecular function: protein binding. Lineage: Eukaryota; Metazoa; Arthropoda; Insecta; Diptera; Tephritidae. The record is from RefSeq and is a predicted model, not a curated record. Gene Ontology annotation, cellular component: stereocilia ankle link complex; cilium; plasma membrane.
CCCUAUUGAUACUUGUAAAUAAAUGUGUAUGUUUUAAAAAUAUGAAUGAAAUCCCACCGUCUUGAUCGAUGUGUAGCACAAAAUAUGUCAAUAGCUCUUAUCGAAAAACGCCUGAUUGGAUGGAAUCCAAUCCCUAAUUUUAGAGAGCCCACUUUACAUACAUCGCCUCUCGCUUAAGCCACAGAAAAAUCAUCCUAAAUACAUAUAUUCACGCAGCAUACACAAGCCCACCACUAACCCAUAUUUUUUGUUGGUUUUCUUGCGACAUUCCAGUCCAUGCAACGCCUUUCCGCCGAGCAAAAUGGUUCAACGACUGAACAAACACAUGAACACAAUCCAAACGUCGUACCUGAUCAUAGAGGCAACUUACACGUUACUGUUAAGAAAACUAAACCAAUUUUAGGUAUUGCUAUCGAAGGUGGUGCUAACACAAAACACCCGCUUCCUAGGAUAAUCAAUAUCCAUGAAAAUGGUGCCGCUUAUGAAGCGGGCGGACUAGAAGUCGGGCAACUGAUACUGGAAGUGGACGGCAAUAAGGUUGAAGGUCUACAACAUCAGGAGGUUGCCCGCCUGAUAGCCGAAUGCUUUUCCAAUCGUGAAAAGGCAGACAUAACCUUCUUAGUUGUCGAAGCGAAGAAGUCAAAUCUUGAACCAAAACCAACAGCGCUUAUCUUUUUAGAAGCCUAACAUUUGCUUGCCCUGCCGGCUAAUGAGGAUCCCUUGGAACGACAAAAGAUCGAGUUCCUCUACGAAUGGGGGAUCGAUUUAACGACAACGCCAAA